AUGGAGGCGACCUCCACCCGCUUCGUGGAGGGGUUCCUCAAGUCAUGGGGUGUUAUUAUGGCCUCUGAGAUCGGCGACAAGACAUUCCUCAUCGCAGCAGUCAUGGCCAUGAAGCACCCUCGGAAACAGGUCUUCGCUGGCGCCAUGUCGGCCCUGGCGAUAAUGACCGUGCUCUCUGCGGCCAUGGGAUGGGCAGCACCAAACCUGAUCUCGCCGGUGUACACGCACUACGCGGCCACCGCCCUGUUCUUCGUGUUUGGGCUGCGCCUGCUCUGGGAUGUGGCGCGAGGGACCGUGGAGCCCGAGGGCGACAUCGGCGAGGUGGAGAAGGAGCUGGAGAUGACCCUGCGCGGCGGCCAGUCGGCGCCCACCGAGGCCCGGGCCAAGGGCCUCGCCGCCAGCCUGGCCUCGCUCCAGGCGGCGGCGCGCCGCGUCUUCCCGGCCAUUCUCCUCCAGGCCUUCACGCUCACCUUCCUGGCGGAGUGGGGGGACCGCAGCCAGAUCGCCACCAUCGGACUCGCCACGGGGUCGGACGUGGUGGGCGUCACGUUGGGGGGCACGCUGGGCCACGCCAUGUGCACGGGCGCGGCGGUGCUGGGAGGGAAGCACCUCGCGGAGCGGGUGGACGAGCGCGCUGUCUCCGCGGUGGGCGGCGUCCUCUUCCUCCUCUUCGGCGCGCACUCCCUUUGGGUGGGGGCCCCGGAUGUGUGA
Auxenochlorella protothecoides is the source of this 711-nucleotide messenger RNA. Its product is annotated as GDT1-like protein 5. The record is from RefSeq and is a predicted model, not a curated record. NCBI's taxonomy places the organism in Eukaryota, Viridiplantae, Chlorophyta, Trebouxiophyceae, Chlorellales, Chlorellaceae. Gene Ontology annotation, biological process: calcium ion transmembrane transport; Golgi calcium ion transport; Golgi calcium ion homeostasis. Gene Ontology annotation, molecular function: manganese ion transmembrane transporter activity; calcium ion transmembrane transporter activity. The transcript has 6 exons. Gene Ontology annotation, cellular component: Golgi apparatus. The coding region runs from base 1 to 711 and encodes 236 amino acids.